Trichogramma pretiosum is the source of this 1813-nucleotide messenger RNA. Its product is annotated as fibrous sheath CABYR-binding protein-like. NCBI's taxonomy places the organism in Eukaryota, Metazoa, Arthropoda, Insecta, Hymenoptera, Trichogrammatidae. The coding region runs from base 161 to 1558 and encodes 465 amino acids. The record is from RefSeq and is a predicted model, not a curated record. The transcript is spliced from 2 exons.
AUCUCGUUCAAUUUGAAGACCACUAAAACUUUCGCUCACUCUGUGUUUACAUCUUGCAAAAGACCACACGAUCUGCUCUACGAAACGGAUAUAGAAUCAAAUUUUAGAAAAUUUCUUGAACAUUAUCGUUGAUUUGGUCAUUCAAUUUAGAACCCACAACAUGAAUAAGGAGGAAGCAGCUCAGCGAAAUGAGGAGGAAGUAGCUGAGCCACCUGAGGAGAUACCAACUCAGCCACGUGAGGAGGAAGCAGCUCAGCGAAAUGAGGAGGAAGUAGCUGAGCCACCUGAGGAGAUACAAACGCAGCCCCAUGAGGAGGUACCAGUUCAGUCAGGUGAGGAGGAAGUAGCUAAGCUACGUGAGGAGGUACCAGUUCAGCCACGUGAGGAGGAAGCAGCUCAGCGAAAUGAGGAGGAAGUAACUGAGCCACCUGAGGAGAUACAAACGCAGCCCCAUGAGGAGGUACCAGUUCAGUCAGGUGAGGAGGAAGUAGCUAAGCUACGUGAGGAGGUACCAGUUCAGCCACGUGAGGAGGAAGCAGCUCAGCGAAAUGAGGAGGAAGUAACUGAGCCACCUGAGGAGAUACGAACCCAGCCCCAUGAGGAGGUACCAGUUCAGUCAGGUGAGGAGGAAGUAGCUAAGCUACGUGAGGAGGUACCAGUUCAGCCACGUGAGGAGGAAGCAGCUCAGCGAAAUGAGGAGGAAGUAACUGAGCCACCUGAGGAGAUACGAACUCAGCCCCAUGAGGAGGUACCAGUUCAGUCAGAUGAGGAGGAAGUAGCUAAGCCACGAGAGAGGGUACCAGUUCAGUUACGUAAGAAGGUACCAGCUAAGCCACGUAAGAAGGUAAUAGCUAAGCCACGUAAUAAGGUAAUAGCUAAGCCACGUAAGAAGGUACCAGCUAAGUCAAAUGCGGGGAUCCAAGUUUGCAGCAGAGAUCAAGGCCUAUUUAAUCGCGGAAAAAUGAACCCCUACUUCAAGCUUAACAAAAACGGCAAACUUGAAUACAGCCCUACCGAAAAUUAUAUUAACGAGUGGACACCAGAUAAAAGUCUUCGGAAUAAAAAAAAAGAUGCGUGGAGAAAAAAAUUAAACUUUGGACAAGGUACAAAGCACGAUUCUUCUAACAAUGCCCCUCAAGAGACUACAGAAAGUGUCGAGCAAGAGCCUGACGUUAUACCCGAGCCUGACGCUAUACCCGAGCUUGAAGUACAGUCCGAACAGCCUGACGUUAUAUGCGUGUCUGAUGCUAUACCCGAGCCUGAAAUACAGUCCGAAGAGCCUGACGUUAUACCCGAGCCUGACGCUGUACCCGAGCCUGAAGUACAGUCCGAACAGCCUGACGUUAUAUGCGUGUCUGAUGCUAUACCCGAGCCUGAAAUACAGUCCGAAGAGCCUGACGUUAUACCCGUGUCUGAUGCUAUACCCGAGCCUGACGCUGUACCCGAGCCCGACGCUAUACCCGAGCCUGAAGUACAGUCCGAAAAGCCUGACAUUGAGAACGUGAAGAGAAUAGAAUUUCUUGAAUAUUUUGAACUUAAACCAAGAAGACUACAAUGAAAGAUGACUACCGAAUGAUCAAAAACAGAGCUUAAUUUUAUUUGUAAAUCAACAAAAUAAAUCAGUCAAAUUGUACAUUGUAAAAUCGAAAAACAACGGUUCCAUGAUAUGACUGAGAUAUGUAAUUAAAUUUCAAACGGCGAUAGUACAUAAUUUUUAUGUAGUUCAUGUAAAAUCGUUCGUAAACAAGUUUCUCAGACAUUCGCUCUGAAUUAUUUAUUGUUAUUGUACAUUGAAAAAAUGAAUAUUAAAAUA